AUGAAUAUUUGUUUUUUUUUAUUAAAGGAAAAACUCCACGAGAUACAGGAGAGUGACGGCGCCAAGAAACGUCCUGAAUUUUUGUCUACAACAUAUGAUAAUUCUGAAGGAAUUUGGGAUCCAGAAAAAUGGUGUAAGUCUUUGCAUCCUGAAGGUCGUGAAGGUUCACCUAAUACCCUUGGUGAGAUAAGAGAACGCAAACGUCCAAUAGAUCUAGAUCGAGACUUGUUGAGAAGAAAAGUUUCAGCUGAUCCUAAAGAGCGUUUGAAAGAAGAACAAGAUGGAAUAGUUCUAAGUCCCCAGAGAAGAAGUUUUGGUACAGGAUGUCAUGUGACCCAGAAUAGUAGUUUAAUAAGACAAUCUAGUACAACAUCAGACUAUAAUGAUGAUCGAGAAAGAGGUGAUCGGCGAGGUGAAAGACGUAUUGGUAGUGGUAGAAUACAGAUUGAUAGAGAUCAAGGGAGAGAUUAUCGUAGUAGUAAUAGUAAUACUGGUGGUAAUAGGUUUGAUAGAGAUGAUGAUAGACAUGAAGACAGACCUGUAGUAGACAGAAGAUUUGAUAGGAACGAAAGAUUUAGGAGAGAUUUUGAUGAUAGGGUACGUCAAUUGAUGUCUUGA
Messenger RNA from Lottia gigantea (owl limpet), 618 nucleotides. RefSeq lists its product as hypothetical. NCBI's taxonomy places the organism in Eukaryota, Metazoa, Mollusca, Gastropoda, Lottiidae. Gene Ontology annotation, cellular component: nucleus; cytoplasm. Gene Ontology annotation, biological process: negative regulation of translation. The transcript is spliced from 4 exons. Gene Ontology annotation, molecular function: mRNA binding. The coding region runs from base 1 to 618 and encodes 205 amino acids. The record is from RefSeq and is a predicted model, not a curated record.